Solea solea (common sole) is the source of this 1112-nucleotide messenger RNA. RefSeq lists its product as uncharacterized. The transcript has 8 exons. Bases 58 to 1002 code for a protein of 314 amino acids. Lineage: Eukaryota; Metazoa; Chordata; Actinopteri; Pleuronectiformes; Soleidae. The record is from RefSeq and is a predicted model, not a curated record.
UGCACACUUACUCUUGCGGAUCACACUGGGAGUAGGAGGAGCACAGAAAGUACCACAAUGGGAGGACACAAUUUAGCACGUCUUGCUGCGAUACUGCUUUCUCUCGUCUGCUUCGCAAUAAGUUUGGUGUUCAACGGGCUGUCUGUGAUCGGCGUAGAUCCUUAUACGUCCACGACAGGCAACGUGUCUGCUGUGUUUGACACGCAGAUCACACCUUCAGGAUGGACCUUCAGCAUCUGGAGUGUCAUCUACGUCUGGCUCACGGCCAUGAUUAUCUACAUCCUCUCAGGUCUUUGCCGAAAGAACGGUUAUGGCUACGUUUACUGCAGCCCUGCAGUGUUGCCUUAUGGAUUCUACAUAUGCUGGUGCCUUAAUCUGGGUUGCAACAUCGGCUGGCUGCUUGUUUGGGACAGAGGACUCAUGAUCGCCGCGCUGGCGUUUCUCGUGCUGGUCAUCUGCACAAACUACUCCAUGGUAUGCUUCGUCUGCCACGGGCUGCACAUUUAUGGACCCUGGCUGAAGAAGUACCACAAAGUCGACCUGUGGCUCAUCCGUGUGUUGGUUCAAAACGGCGUGAUGAUCUACACAACGUGGACGACCCUCGCGACUCUCAUCAACCUGACCAUCGUGCUGACAUACGAAGUAAAGAUGUCGCCAACGGAGGCCGCCACCGUAGCAUACUCCAUUUUGUCCGCCCUGUUGCUCGUAUGGUUCCUUUUGGAAAACCUGGUCCUUGACAAACACGUGCGGUACAUCCUCAUCGUCUACCCUGUUGUGAUCUGGGCUCUGUCUGGAAACCUGGACAAAAACUACAACGCAGAAUCACCCGGAAUCAACGGCAUCUUCAUUGUUGUGCUGCUGGCGGUCGCCUGCGUGCUCUUUGUCGUGAGGAUUGUGUUGGUCAUUUGGAGACACUUCAAACAGCCGCUCUAUGCACACGCCAGCAUGGUCGCCCUGGAACCUAUGGAGAUUGCCGAGAAGCAAAAGAAGAUAUUUUGCUAAAUAACCAUUGAUUUAAUGCACUGAUGUGUUGUGUCAUAUAUUGUUAUUGUUAAUAGUUCAUAAUAUUUUGGUAAACUCAAGCAUUUUGAAUAAAAUUCUCCUUAUCUAAC